AGCGGUUGAGAGUAGGAAGUUAGGUGUUGCAUGUUGUGUUUCGAUUAUUUAAUUGUCGUGUAAAUAUCAGCAGUGCCCCGAAAGAGAAAUCAGGUUCGUGUUUGGCACGAAACUGUGACAUUGGGUGCAUUGUGAAGGAAAAUGUCUAUGUGUUCACCUGAUCAGAAUUUACAUACACCAUAUAAAUUAAGUGGGAAAAAAAUGAGGAAAAGUUUGAGCUUCUCGUUUAUGUCAAAGUUUGGUUCAAGGAAGUGGAGAGCAAACAACCUUCAGUUGGCACGAGAAAAUGCCAGAUUAAAGAAAGCUAUACAAAAAUGGACCCGCCUUCACGUAGAGAAUUCUCUUAGAUACAAUGUUUUGGAAAUGUCAUGGAGGCAUCGUGGGGAAACACUUUCCAAAAUUGGCAUAAUGUCACGCAUGGUUGGAAAUCAGAUUCGGGAAUUGAUGAAUUCCAUAGCUGAAAUACAGUCUGCAUGUCAGGAAGAACUGUCAGUACCAGUUGGAGGAGGAGCAAGUGAUAAUGCAGAGCUCAUUUCUUGCCGUAGACAUACCGUGCCAAAUAUGAAAAUUGGAAAAAUGAGAAAAUCGCAUGAUGUGUCACGACUGUCUCCCAAGUCUCAACUGGUAAAUCAUGUAAACCCAAUGGUUAGUGGGCAUCCUAUUAUAAAACCGACCAUUACGCUUCAGCGUCUCAACCUGCAAAAUGUUCCAUCAAGUUCUCCAGUGGAACAGAUACACUCUCCAUUGCCAGAAUUAGAUGAAGAUCACAUUGAAGAAGUGGAUCUCACUAGAACAGCAGAAAACUCCACGGAUUCUUCUCCUCCACCUUCCGAUAAUUCAGAUGAAGAGGAUUGUGUUGAAAUCCCUGUCAAUCCAAGUACGGGAAGAAUGUUGGCCUCUUCCUCUCCUCUGACAUACCAUGAUAUUGUACUUCCAGUUGCUGAAGUUCCUUUGGAACGCCUCAGAAUCUCAGACAGACACAAGAAGGCAGAAGAGAAAAACAUGUCUCGAGGAUUAAUUGUGCAGGAUAACGAGGCAGCAUCACUAAGCAGUCAUGUGAGUGCCACAUCCCGACACAGUUCAGUAGCUUCCCUAUCUGAACACAGUAACAGAGUGACAGAAAUCUGCACCAACACAUCGUCAGGAGGGACUGGUCCCCUUAAUGUCGAAUACUGUGUUUCCAAAGACAGUACACCUAUGGCUGUUAUAACUGAGUAUGCACUUAGAACACUUGAUGUAACACCUUCCACUGCAGUGCCUAACCAGCAGUCAAGUAACAGUAGUGUAAGAAAGUAUGCACCAUCUUCUCGUGCUAAAACUCCAGCAUCCUUUGAGGUACAGAAGAGUCAGGUGAAUGGUGUCAGUGAUAAAUAUCGUUUAGUUGUUGCCUUACAUGAUGUGAGCGGUUAUCUUCACAAUGGAACACUGACCAGCAUUGAACAGCUGAAAGAAAGGAACGUGAAGGCUGAUGCUGGUCCCAAGCCAGAGGAGCAUAAAAUUGAGAAUGGACAUAAAGACUUGGAACUCAGUAUGUCGGACACAACAGAAAACCAAACACAGCUCAACUUCACGGCUGAAAUUGGCACUUUGGAUUACAGUUCUGUGCUCUUAAAUGAUUGCAAUGUGGAAGAAAAGCGUCUGUCAGCAAAAGAAGAUUUCUUAAACAGAAUCCAGAAUGAGGAUCCUCUGGAGGGACCUAGCUGGCAUUACCAAAGUGUUGUGUCUCCUACAAGAAGGAAAAGGAAAAAUUCAAAACCUUUGCAUUCAUCUCAGUCCAACAAAAAGGGAAACUCUGGAAGUCAAUGGAAUGCCACGUAUGCUACACCAAAGAAAGAAAUUUCAGGCAGAUUUCAGCAUCAGCAAGCAAAAAACAACCUUCAAGAUCCACAAGCAGAAACGGGAACUAUAGAAAGUGAUAAGACUGAUGAUGAAGACAUGGAUAUCACAGAGUGUAUGCCUUUGUAUAAUGUUACGAGCAGUACAUCCUCAAGCAAUAUGGGGAAGGAAAUGAACACUCACACAGCUGGUUGUUCCGAUAUUUGUAAGAUGCAGUCAGAGUCUAUGGAGCUGUGUGGAGGAGUUGUUACUCUGCCUUAUACAAAAAAGCCAAGGAUGAAGCAUAAUAAUGACACUUCAGGCGUAUCAGAAUCGGAGGAGGAAUGGAAGCCAAGGAAGAAUGCCAGGAAGAACCAAAGUCGAAAUAAGGCUCACUCUGGAAGAACAAAUUCCAAAAGUUUAUCAAGAAGUAUGAAAACAGGGUCAAAAGCAGUUUCUAAGGAGGCAGCAAUUGAUAGAGAACAGUCAGUUGCACACAGAGAGCCAUUAAGUACGCCCCAAAGCAGGAUGACUUCACCCCUGCUGGAGUACGUAAGGAGUGAGACAGAAAAAGGAAAUGUUGGUAAUCCCCAUGGUCGUACCAAGAGAAGAGCAGCUCCAACAAAUCUAAAGGAAGCAUCUCUGAUGACAAAAAUGCGCCGAGAUACGUGUUGAGUGUUUGAAUGUUCAAGAGAUAUAUACAGUAUAUAUCAGUCUAUAGUGCAUGAGAGGAUAAGUGCACACAGAUGUUUAUAUAAUGCAGGGUGCAAGACAAAUUUUGAUUCUUAAUGCCAGGUGAAGUUAUCUGAAGUUUUCCUACAUUUCCAGUUUAUUUAUUAACUUGAGUCUUUUUUUUUUAAUUAAAUCUGUAUUUCAACUUUGUCUGUUUUGUAAAAUUAAAUGUAUAUUUCAACUUCAUCUAUUUUUAAAAUUCAUCAUGUAUAUCAGCAAUAUCUGUUUUGUCAAUCCAUACAUAAUGGCUGACAGUAUUCUAUCUAAAAUAAUAUAUUACAUUUACACUUCCCUGUUUAUCUUGUAUACAACACUACCUUCUUUGUUGCUUUUUUUUUCCUGAUAUAUUUAAUAUGAUAAGCUCUUGUGAUGGAGAGAAAAAUCAAUGAAAGAAUUGUUCUUGACAUGGCAUCUCUGUGUAUGUGCACCUCACUAGCAUCUGGAUGGUUAGGUGGGUUUUAUUCAUAUUCCAUAUUUGAGAGUUUUUCCAUCUAGAUCCAUGCCCAGUGAAUA
Molecule: messenger RNA, 3060 nt
Organism: Cryptotermes secundus
Lineage: Eukaryota; Metazoa; Arthropoda; Insecta; Blattodea; Kalotermitidae
Exons: 14
Coding region: 142-2490 (782 amino acids)
Source: RefSeq, a predicted model, not a curated record